UUUGCUCUGAACUCCAUGGAAGGCUGUUUUUCUGUAUGCCUUUCCUCCUUUCCCAGCUGGCUGUGUGUCGGAGCUGAUGGCAGCCCACCAAGAGCCCAGGCAGAAGGCGGCUGCUCUAAAUGGGAUUUAAUAAUCGGGCAGGAGGAGGUGCAUCGGCACGUGGUGGGGACUACACUUCCCGAGAGGCCCUGCUGUGGCCAUGCCUCCCUUUGGUGGAAACCCAGGCUUUAUCAAGAGCUGGAGGGACCAACCGCCAGCUCUCUCUGGGGACAAGCAGCCAUGGGACUGAGGUGCGGGAUAAGGACCACCAAGUGCCAGCUGCUGGUGACCAGCCUCUGUGUCAUGCUGCUGGGGUUGUCCAUUGCCACGCUGAGCACAGUCACCCACUACGGGCUCCAUUUCACCCUGAUCAGCAACAUCUCCCUGGAGAGCAGCUCCUACAGGGUCAUCCACCACACAGCUUUCUACUUUGGGAUCUGCCUCAGCAUGACCCUGAUCCUCGCAGCCCUGCUGAGCUCUGCCGCCACGGUGCGGGAAUCACAGUGCCUCACCGCCAUGGGAUUUUUCUGUUUUGCUCUGGCUUUCUGCGGAUUGAUCCCAGCUGCCUGCUGGAGAUACAUGCACAGCACAGAGGUGGAAGACAGCAUGAUGGAUGUGUACGAUCUUGUGUACGAGGAGGUGAGGAGGAACACCUCCAGCUUCAGGAGGCACGAGCUGACUGCCAUCCACGAAGCAUUCCUGUGCUGUGGGAAGCACUCUCCAUUUGGGGACACGACCGAUGUUGAGCACGAGACGUGCCCACCUGGCCAGGAGGGUGAUGCGGAACAGGACUGCCUGCGAGAGAUCCACAACUUUCUGAAGAAGUACAUGGACUUCAUCUCCACGCUCCUGGGUGUCACCAUCGGCUUCAUGGUUUAUGGGAUGAUCCUGACUUCAUUCCUCUGGUUCUCCAUCCACUUCAGCAGCAACCUGGAACGGAAAGGCAGAUACGUCCUGCGAGAAAGGUAGAAACCCGCCAGCUGGGCAUCCUUACCAGGUAGAGCCAGCUCUUGGCACGGGAAGAUGUCUGAAGUCACCCACAAAAUCCCCCAGGAGGGCGUUGCGUGGGGGCAGGUGGUGGGACACGUGUCAGGCGCUUCCCCUUCCUGCACUACGAGAUUUCGUGCAUUUCCGAGCUGGUCAGAGCAGACGAUGCUCUGCGGAGGAGCAGUCCCACACCUUCACCAAAAACAGACAAGGACUGAGACAUGCACCUGGGCUCGGAGAUGCAGAUUGCCUCGCUGGGGGACGUACGGGCUGUAGCUCCACAAGCAGGACACAAACAGUCCCUUAGGACAAAAACGGAGAGAAAAGCCCAGCAAGAACUACAGCAUUAAACCAAACUUCUAUUGCGCUGUCAUCUGAGCUGUUCCCUGUGACCCCCAAAGACGCAACGUUUCUAGGAAGAUGGCUUUGGAUCAUAGCCCAGGACCGUUCUUGUGCAAUUGGCAAAUACGUGGAUGCGAACCGUGGCAUUGCUGAUAGGAAAUGUGCUCUCCUAGCCUGGACACUUGUAAUGAGUGACUUUGGGCACAUUUCUGAUCAUGCUCGAGUAUGUAGGCAUCCAAUGAUCAUGACUGUUUUUUCUCUGUUUUCAAAUACUGCCAGAGCUUUUGGUAGAGAUCGGGGGAAAAAAAUCGGAAAGCAGUGCAUGAGCUUUGAAACAAAUGACCAGCAUAAGGGCAUAUCUCCCUGUUAUUCCUCCCUGCUAAUGCAAUACACCAUUAUUUUUUAAUUCUUAGGAUUUAGUCAACCUCCUAGAGCUUGAUGCCACACAGAUUUCACAGGAGCUUGUUCAACUUCCAGCCUUAGCUCUGUGUUUAUCUAGCUUCGCUAGCCCACCACACUGCUGUGCAAUACAAAAGGACUUUGACAUUACACAUACAUGCAGGACUGAAGUUUGAAUCUAUAAGAGAACAGCACUGAUCUCCAGCCAGGUCAAACAAUACAAUGUCCAACUCCAUGUCUCUUUACAUCACCUUAUCAAUAAUAAACAGAAAUUUGAAAAGCCUCAAUCAACUGAAGAACUCUGCUCUCAGUCUAGCUCAAACGAUGGCUCCCUGCCAUGCUUUGCCCUCAUUGCAAGGAGGCAGAGCCGCUUCUGAGCUGAAACCCAUCAUUGCAACAGAUUUAGCACCUGCUGGAAAACCUGCUGUAAGCUAUAUGGCUAUGUGAAAUGCCUGUUGAACCAACAACAGCUUUCAGCCCUCUCCUUCGUUGUGGCUUUUAGCCAUGCAAAACAGUAAGUAGCAAUUGUUCACUGAGGUAAAUGUGGAAACCCCCAUGCUGAUGUUCGGGACAGGU
Harpia harpyja (harpy eagle) is the source of this 2343-nucleotide messenger RNA. RefSeq names its product tetraspanin 32 (gene TSPAN32). The record is from RefSeq and is a predicted model, not a curated record. Gene Ontology annotation, cellular component: membrane. The transcript has 8 exons. NCBI's taxonomy places the organism in Eukaryota, Metazoa, Chordata, Aves, Accipitriformes, Accipitridae. The coding region runs from base 16 to 1008 and encodes 330 amino acids.